AUGGCAUGGUUCAUCAGAAAAUCCCUCCAUUGCGUUAUUUACUCCUCCAGACCGGGCUCUGAACAGCUGUCUGGAUUGUUUUUUAAAGAACUGAUUUCUAUUCUGGAAAACAUUACAGUACUCAGUUCUCGAAUUAUUUUAACCGGGGACUUCAAUGUGCACGUUGAAAAGACAAAUGAUUCUUAUGCUGCUAAUUUUAAUGAUAUCUUCGAUAAUUUUCAACUCAUCAAUCGUGUAAAAGCACCAACACAUCUACGUGGUGGUACACUAGACUUGAUAGUAACCUCCGAGGAUUUUCCAUGCAUCGUCGAAUCGAAUGAUGGUUUUCAAGUGGUGAGAAGUAAGAAACGAAAAAAAUCGUCAACCUUUCCACAACCGGCAUCCCCAAAACCUGCGUCAAAACCAGCUUCAAAACAAAUGAAAACCUACGGUACUGGCAUCAGCUGUCCAUUGAAAGCGUCGAAAAUAAUAGAGGAAAAAAUUACCUAUUAUAUCGGAAAUGUCAGUACAUGCAACAAAAAUAUAAUUGAGGACCAUCUGAAACAAAACAACAUAGCUUUUCUACAAUGCUUUCCUGUACUCCGUAAGAAAAAUCCGGAUGAUCCUUUGGUAGAGAGAAGACAAACAACGGAAUGGACGGCUUUCAAAAUUAUAAUACCUUUGAAUGAACGUGAGAAACUGGUUAAUCCUAACAUUUGGCCCAUGCACACGUUCUUGCGCGAGUGGGAUUACAACAUGUCAGCAAGUAAGAAGAAAGAUGGAAACUUUCGGCCAACAACAAUCAACAUCAAUCAUGGAGGCAACAACUGA
This is a messenger RNA of Helobdella robusta, 810 nucleotides long. RefSeq lists its product as hypothetical. The transcript has 3 exons. Bases 1 to 810 code for a protein of 269 amino acids. Lineage: Eukaryota; Metazoa; Annelida; Clitellata; Rhynchobdellida; Glossiphoniidae. The record is from RefSeq and is a predicted model, not a curated record.